AUGACUUUUAGAAUGUCUGGAAGCGAGUCAGGUACUCAACAUACUAUAGUUCAGUUAAGAAGGCUACCGGAUCUGACGGAAAUUAGUCACUUGGAGAUAGAUGCCCCCGUAGUGGAAAUCUUGAAAAAAACAGUGCUGUUUCAAUUGAACUCGUUGAAUAUCUGCAUUUCAAACUUUGCAUUGGAUGAGCUGGUCAAUCUCGUGGCUGUUCAGAUGGACGGGAUGUUUCGCAACCUGCACAAUCUGACACUUUUACAAAGAAGGUCGGAAGCUUCUCAAGCGGAUUUGAAGUUAUUGUUUAGAGAGUUCAAUGUGGAUGCGGCCUCCCUUUACCAGCAAUUUCAGGUCUCCGAAUUUAUUAAAUCGAACCAUGCUGUGGAAUACGGGAAAUUGGUGAGGUUGUCAUCUUUCCCUGCUCUUGCGCAUAACGAAGAGGAUGAAGAGGAUGAAUUAAGUAAUAUCGAAGAGCAGCAGAGCGAGAUCAACGUUUUGUUGCCUCCUUCCAACCCAUUGGAAAAGCUGAUACCGAGUUGGCUACCAAACUUCCCGCCAGACCACACCUAUAAGUUUACACCUGAGUUCAAUCAUCCAAUUACUGAUUUAAAAACUAUCAAGAAAGAAAUAGUAAAAGAAAGUGAAGAGUCUGAAAAGGCACUGUUAAAUCUAAACAAACGUCUUUCCCACCUCUCAUCGGCGUCUCACACCUCACCACCGCCUGUUCUGGACGAUGCGGAUGCCACUGAGCAACAGUUGGAGAUAUGGGGUAACGCACUUCAAGAAAGGAAACCAACCAUAACUGCAACGUCCUUGAAUGAAAGCAACAUCGAGCAGUAUGCGAAGUAUAGAGUCGAAUUAGCGAGAGAACGGGUUGCGAAGUUUGAACUCAACCAGUUGAAAAGAACAAAAAACCCAUUUUUAAAACUUUCAGAGACUCUCUACUUUUCAGAGGGCCCUCAUCAAUCUCACAAAACCAUACAAAGUGCCAUAGAUUUGCAGUUUCGCAAGUCAAUGACAUUAUUCAUGCACAAUUUACCAAAAGUCCAGAAGUUGAAGAAGGAAAGAAUACGAAUGGCCAAAGAAGAAAGAGCGAAAUCGCUCAGGCGUCGACAAGAAGAGCUUAUUUCAGAGCGAAAGAAGAGGGAACAAGACGAAGGCCAUGAUCUGGAGCUCUUGCUAAACAAUGAACAUGCAAGGGAGGCUACUGAUAACAACACGACCCCCAAUGUAGCAAACAACUCUACCAUAAUUAUAAACGCAAACGCAAACGAUGAGGAUGACGAUAUGAAUCUAUUCGGCAUACUGGGAAGUAGUGAGGAUGAGAAUGAAAUCUCGAGCAUGCCGGUGGAGAAUCUCGCUGGGGAAUCAGAACCCCCCACAAUGAUAAUGCAAGAUACCGUAAACUCUACUCUAGCGGCACAUAACACAACCAAUGUUGACGCUACAGCAAACCGCUCCACCCAUUCGACCCUCAGCGAGAACACCCCAACGUCUCCUCCUACAGCCAUGGCCACAGAUAACGAUAUAACUAUGUAA
Molecule: messenger RNA, 1533 nt
Organism: Saccharomyces mikatae IFO 1815
Lineage: Eukaryota; Fungi; Ascomycota; Saccharomycetes; Saccharomycetales; Saccharomycetaceae
Gene: TAF8
Product: Taf8p
Exons: 1
Coding region: 1-1533 (510 amino acids)
Cellular component (GO): transcription factor TFIID complex
Source: RefSeq, a predicted model, not a curated record